CUUUGGUGGAGUUUGACGUGGCACUCUGCUUUGACUGAGCGCAACAGACAGAGGAGAGGACUCUGCCCAAUAUCCAGCUUCACAGGUUGUCAAAACUCCUUCAUCUUGGCAUGAGAAGACAGUAACAGUCAUCCCAUCAAAAUGAGUCAACAGGGUUAUGUGGCUGCACCCCCCUACUCCCAGGCCCAGCCAGGGAUGGGGGGCUACCAAGGUGGAUUUGGGAGUGGUCCUACACAGCCCCUCUAUGGGCAUUAUGGGGGACCACCUCAGGCAUUCUCCGCUCCACCAACAGGUAUGAUGAAAUCACCAGUUUCCUCCUCUGCUGCUGGUAUGCCUCCACCUCCAGUGUCCAGUCAGUACAAUCCAAGCAUCCAGCAGAAUGGCGCUCAUCCACAAAGGUACCCUGCUCCACCAGCUGUGUCUGCUGCUUAUGGACAACUUCCACAGUCCCCAUAUAACAGCAUGCCCUCACCAGGCCCGCCUGCAGCACAGCAGCUCACCAAUCAAAUGAAUGCUAUGAACUUGGGCAGUUAUGCUCCAGGACCCAUGCAGAGCCCUCCUCCACCAACAAGCUCUGUAGCCCAGCAGCCUUUCCAGACACCUCCUCCACCAGCAAUGGGCCAGCCACAGAUGCCUCCGGCCCCGCAGUCACCCCACAUGUCCCAACAAAUGAACCCCCAGAUGUCUCCGCCACAGUCACCCCCAGCAAGCAUGUCAAUGGCAGGUCCUCCAAUGGCAGGUUCACCAAUGGCAGGUCCUCCGAUGGCAGGCCCACCAAUGGCAGGCAUGGGUAGACCUUUCCCUGGGCCACCUCCUCCAGGCCCUGGAGGUUUCCAACAGCCUGGUCCUGGAGCUGCUGGUUCAGUGGGAUACCCACAACAAGCAGGUCAGUUUGGGGGGCACAUGACUGGGCCCCAGCCAGGUAUGCCAGGGGCCUUCCCCGGAGCGCCAGCUGCACUGGCUGGCCCACCACAGAAGAAACUGGACCCUGACUCUAUCCCAAGCAUAAUCCAAGUCAUUGAGGAUGACCAAGUGAAACGAGGAGGAAAGGUCUUUAGCACAAACAUCAGAGGACAGGUUCCACCUCUGGUCACCUCUGACUUCACAGUGCAGGACCAAGGCAAUGCAAGUCCCAGGUUCAUACGCUGCACCACCUACUCCCUACCCUGCACUGCUGAUCUGGCCAAACAGUGCCAUGUGCCUCUGGCUUCCAUCAUUAAACCCUUUGCCAGUUUGCCAAAGAAUGAGACUCCUCUGUAUGUUGUGAACCAUGGUGAGACAGGCCCCAUCCGCUGCAAUCGAUGCAAGGCCUACAUAUGUCCCUACAUGCAGUUUAUCGAUGGUGGUCGUCGCUUCCAGUGUGGUUUCUGCAACUGUGUCAAUGAAGUCCCAGUCUUCUAUUUCCAACAUCUUGACCACAUGGGGCGGAGGGUGGACUUCUAUGAGAGGCCUGAGCUGUCCUUGGGAUCCUAUGAGUUUGUAGCCACCCUGGACUACUGCAAGAACAACAAGCCUCCGAAUCCUCCUGCCUACAUCUUCAUGAUUGACGUGUCCUAUAACAACAUUAAAAGUGGCCUGGUCAAACUGAUAUGUGAUGAGCUGAAGACUCUGCUGGAGAAGCUGCCCAGAGAGGAAGGUGUGGAGAGCUCAGCGAUUAAGGUCGGAUUCGUCACCUACAACAAAGUCCUCCACUUCUACAACGUGAAGAGCGCUUUGGCCCAGCCCCAGAUGAUGGUGGUUUCAGACACGGCUGAGAUGUUCGUCCCGCUGCUUGAUGGCUUCCUCGUCAACUACCAGGACUCGAGGGCUGUUAUCUACAACCUCCUGGACCAGAUCCCUGACAUGUUUGCAGACACCAACGAGAGCGAAACGGUCUUUGCCCCUGUCAUCCAGGCCGGCGUGGAGGCAUUUAAGGCAGCAGAGUGUAGCGGGAAGCUCUUCAUCUUCCACUCCUCCAUGCCCACUGCUGAGGCUCCCGGCAAACUGAAAAACAGGGAUGACAAAAAGCUGGUCAACACCGAGAAAGAGAAAACCCUGUUCCAGCCUCAGAAAGGCGUGUACGAGCAACUGUCGAAGGACUGUGUGGCACAGGGCUGCUGUGUGGAUCUCUUCCUCUUUCCCAGCCAGUACGUGGACUUGGCAACCAUGGCUGAUGUGCCCUCGCACACAGGAGGCUCCGUCUACAAGUACAACAACUUCCAGGUGGAGACAGAUGGGGAGCAUUUCCUCAGAGACCUAAGGAAAGAUGUGCAGAAGAGCAUUGGAUUUGAUGCCAUCAUGCGCGUUCGUACCAGUACAGGCUUCAGAGCCACAGACUUCUUUGGUGCCAUCCAUAUGAACAACACCACAGAUAUAGAGAUGGCAGCUGUGGAUUGUGACAAGGCUGUGACUGUUGAGUUCAAGCAUGAUGACACACUUGGCGAGGAGGCUGGGGCACUCAUGCAGUGUGCCUUGCUGUACACCACCAUCAGCGGCCAGCGACGCCUGCGUAUCCACAACCUCAGUCUGAACUGCAGCUCACAGUUGUCAGAGCUGUACAUGAGCUGUGAGACCGACUCACUCAUCAACUUCUUUGCCAAAUCAGCUUACCGUGCCAUAUUGAAUCAGCCUCUAAAGAAUGUGAGGGAGAUCCUGGUCAACCAGACAGCCCACAUGUUGGCCUGCUACAGGAAGAACUGCGCCAGCCCCUCCGCUGCCAGCCAGCUGAUCCUGCCUGAUGCCAUGAAGGUGUUCCCAGUCUACAUGAACAGCCUGAUGAAAAGUGCUCCCUUGGUGGGCAGCACAGAGCUCUCCACAGACGACAGAGCCCAUCAGAGGUUGUCGGUCUUGGCCAUGGGGGUGGAGGACACGCAGCUGCUUCUCUACCCGCGCCUCAUCCCACUGCACAACAUGGAUGUUAACAGCGAGGCUCUGCCUUCUCCAGUGCGCUGUUCAGAGGAGCGCCUUGCAGACUCUGGCAUGUUCCUGCUGGAGAACGGCCACUCUAUGUUUCUGUGGCUGGGCCAAGCAAGCUCACCUGACCUCAUCCAAAGCAUCUUCAACCUGCCCUCCCUCGCACACCUGCAAGGACAAAUGGGUGCGCUGCCAGAGCUGGACAACCCAUUAUCAAAGAAGGUCCGAUCCCUCAUCAGCGGCCUGCUUGAAAAGAGGCCGAACUCCAUGAAGCUCCUAAUCGUGAGGCAGAGGGACAAACCAGAGAUUCUGUUCCGUCAGUUCCUAGUGGAGGAUAAAGGUCUGCACGGCGGUGCCUCCUACAUGGACUUCCUUUGCUACGUUCACCAAGAGAUCAGGCAGCUGCUCACUUAACCCCAAACGCUCGUCCUCAGUGUUCCCAACGAGACUGACCUGGGAGAAACAUGGCAUCUAGUGGACCACACGCAGAUCUCACGGGGUCAGUCUCAGUAGGUUCCGUUCGAAUCUUAAGGAGGGUCCAUAGAAACUUUUUAAGUGUUUUACAGAGACAGAACAGGGAACCAGGGAAAGCCUUUUGAGAUUCAACCUCCAGAGUCCACAGCUGCCUUUCCUACAUGCCUUUGUCAUCUUUUAGUAUACACACAGUAUGAUCUUCAAAUAACCACUUGUCACUUGAGGAACUUCCAAGUAAAUCUGGAGGAAUGAAAUGGACAACAUAUCCAGCCUUUCCCGCACAGAUGCUCUGUGUGAUGGACUGUGGAGACUGAAAUGACAUCAGUGCCUGAGGUUGAAAUGCAUUUUGGCAUCAAGCCCUCAGGCUUAAACAAUACAACAUAGAUCUCCACUGCGUGUUCAGUUGAUUAAAAUGUUUUUUUUUUCCUUUUCACUUUGUAGAUUUACAGGGUCUGGAUAAGACAAGGGGUUAUUUGUGGGCCAUACUCUGAAACUCAAAUGCCAGUGUUUGUUACUCUCCCAAGAACUAUAAGAAAUAUGUAAAGGAGACUCAGUAACUCAAUUUAAAGUCUUAAUUUCUUUUUUUAAACAAUAAACACAAAGAAAUUUCACAGUUUUUAAAAUGACUUACAGAGGUUUCUACAUUUUAAUCACACUUUUGCUGUCCUAGUGGAAAAUGAAUAUUCAAGCUGUGUAUCCACAGUACCCGAUAAUCAUCAUCAUUCAUAAUUUAGAAGCAGCAGUGCCAAAUCAAAAGCCACUGGUUUGCCAGGACUGAAAAUUGUUCCUGUCAUUCAGUGAUUCAGAGCAUUUGAUUCACAGGUGCCCCCACCAAAAAUCAGAUUCUUUGACCAUUUAUGGCUGAGAGUUUAUCUUCACAAUGUGCAGUGACGCAGAAAUGUUCUGUUUUGGUGUUCUGAGAAUACAACGAAAUGAACACAGCUGCUCUACAUAGAGAAAGAGGACCAACGACACGUUUCUCCAGCAGAUGAGUCAGAUUUGGUGCUAAAGACGGUUGUUUUAGGGAUACUUAUUUAAAUUUACAAUGAGGAAGAGGAACGGACUGCUAACGAUGCCAAGAGGAAUUAAAAAGGGAAGGAGUUACAGGGACCAAAUACAAAGCUUUUCUCUCUCACACCAAACAAGUGAUUCAUUCUGACAAAUACUAGCAAACAACCUCCAACAAUGUCAUAUUUUUAUGAAAAAGAGUGCCAGCAGAUUUUCAGAGAAAAGAGAAAACCUCUGUCAGGACCAACACAUCAAACAUUGGCUCACUGUUCAACCACCCAAAUUCAGUAAAAUCUUGUUAUGCUAAUAAUUAUAAUCUUCAUGAUAACAUGUAACAUUUCAGUCAUGAGUUCCAGCACAGUUAUAGCAUCAUACUGUAUCGCCUUGUGUGUUUUUAUAAAGCUUCUGCGUAAUUCAUGUUCCUCGUUUGAUAAAUAUUGUUCCAUCUUGUGUACGUGUGGCCGUCAAAGCUUUUUUGUACAUGAAAUACACAACUUGUUUUCAACAAUCGUACAAUCUGCCUUAAGUUGAUAUAAUAGUUGUGAAAAGAUAUGUUAAAAUGUACAUGUCCUAGAGGUCUAUGGCUGAUUUCAAUCUAUGUGGUUUGUAUGCAAACUUAUCUCAGGUAAUUUGAGUACCUUACUAUUUGAAGUUGGAAGCAGUGAUUUGAAUUGAACUGGAAAGAUGGGCUUGGUGUGCCAUGUACAUUUAUUCCAACCCUAAACAAACUUUUGUCUAAUUAAAUCCUUGACUCUGA
Messenger RNA from Toxotes jaculatrix (banded archerfish), 5131 nucleotides. It is a transcript of the gene sec24d, whose product is annotated as SEC24 homolog D, COPII coat complex component. The record is from RefSeq and is a predicted model, not a curated record. Gene Ontology annotation, molecular function: SNARE binding; zinc ion binding. The transcript is spliced from 23 exons. Lineage: Eukaryota; Metazoa; Chordata; Actinopteri; Toxotidae. Gene Ontology annotation, biological process: endoplasmic reticulum to Golgi vesicle-mediated transport; intracellular protein transport; COPII-coated vesicle cargo loading. Gene Ontology annotation, cellular component: endoplasmic reticulum exit site; COPII vesicle coat. The coding region runs from base 142 to 3306 and encodes 1054 amino acids.